AUGAAUGUAAGAGCAGCAAAUGAACGUGCUGAGGUCGAUAAAGCCUUUCGUACGGCAGCUUCAGAGGGUCAUCUUGAUAUAGUUCAGUUUUUCGUUGGUAAAGGAGCACAGAUUGAAAAGCGUGAUGAAAAAUAUGGUGUGACAGCUCUCCAUUUAGCAUCAGCUGACGAUCAUCUUUAUGUAGUUAAGUACCUCGUUGGUCUUGGAGCACAGAUUGACACGUGUGAUAAUACGUAUGGUGACACACCUCUUCACACUGCAUCAGGCCAUGGUUACCUCGAUAUAGUUCGGUACCUCGUUAGUCAAGGAGCACCGAUAGAGAAGGUUAAUGCAAAUGGUUACACCCCACUUCUUACUGCAUCAAGCAGGGGUCGUCUUGACGUAGUUGAGUACCUCUUUAGUCAAGGAGCAAAUAUAGAGGUGAGCAAUACUUAUGGUUCGACACCACUUAAUUCUGCAUCGGGGAAUGGUCACCUUGAUGUAGUUCAGUACCUCGUUGGUCAAGGAGCAGAGAUUAAUAAGCAUAGUAAAGAUGGUAGGACAGCUCUUCUAACUGCAUCGCUUAAGGGUCAUCUUGACGUAGUUAAGUAUCUCGUGGGUCAAGGAGCACAGUUAGAGCAGGAAGAUAAUGCAUGUUUAAGACCUCUUCACCGUGCAUCACACAGUGGUAAUCUUGGUUUAGUUCAGUACCUCGUUGGUCAAGGAGCAGAGUUAGAGAGGGGUGAUAAUAAGGGUCAAACACCUCUUUACUUUGCAUCAAGCAAUGGUAAUCUCGAUGUAGUUCAGUACCUCGUUGGUCAAGGAGCACAGAUAGAAAGUGUAUCUGGAGAUGGGAGCGGGGUGGGUCAUGCCAAGCAGUAA
This is a messenger RNA of Strongylocentrotus purpuratus (purple sea urchin), 861 nucleotides long. RefSeq names its product ankyrin repeat domain-containing protein 50-like. The transcript has 2 exons. Gene Ontology annotation, molecular function: protein binding. The record is from RefSeq and is a predicted model, not a curated record. Gene Ontology annotation, cellular component: cytoplasm. Bases 1 to 861 code for a protein of 286 amino acids. NCBI's taxonomy places the organism in Eukaryota, Metazoa, Echinodermata, Echinoidea, Camarodonta, Strongylocentrotidae.